Molecule: messenger RNA, 706 nt
Organism: Guillardia theta CCMP2712
Lineage: Eukaryota; Cryptophyceae; Pyrenomonadales; Geminigeraceae
Exons: 7
Coding region: 46-621 (191 amino acids)
Source: RefSeq, a predicted model, not a curated record
CGAACUGCUCACGACAAGGAGACCCAGGCGCAGGCGUCUGACGUCAUGGCGAUCACCGGCGGUCUGAGCGAUGGAGUUGAUCAGCAGGCGCUCAAGUCGCAGAUCAAAAGACAGCACGAGGCCGAGAAGCAAAGAGAAGCAGCCAUCUAUCAGAGGGAGAUCAAGCAGCGAGAAAGCGACAUAGAGGCCAUCACUGGAAAGCCUUUGGUGCACAAGACGGUUAGGAAGCCCUCGCCAAAGGUCAAGAUCGUCCACGCGGUGGCAGACCAGCAUGAUCACGAAGCUGUAAGCCCAGCCCAUCCUGUGCCGACAGUCAACAACUCCUCAGAGAGCAACUCAACAAGUGCAUCUCUGCCACCUCCUCUUAUGUCCUCACCGAACGUGACAUCACCAAGCUUGCAUCAAAUUCCGCGCGCGAAGGCGCUCAAGGUUGUCUCCUCUUCGCUCUCUCUCCAUUCAGAGCCAAAGCACCAAAAGGUGUCCGGAGGAGGCAAGAUCGUCUCGCCAAAGUCGUCGUCAGCUGUCGUUCCUCCAGCUGCAGGCAAGCUGGCGUCAAAGGCCGCAACGAAGUCUCCGCAUGAGGUGACGUCAACGGUCGGAGCUGCAUCCGCCAGCCACUAGAAGUUUUUGAAAUUUUAUUUUCCUUUUUCAGUGUCAAUUUAUAUCUCAGUUUCUGCAUGUUGAAAUGAACCUUUGCUCCUUACCA